AUGCGUCCGUUAUGGCUGGGUCGCUCCAUCUCCACCUGGCUUCGCGAGGCCCCGUGGAUGAGUAACGUUUGCAUCGGGACGACAAUUGGAUUUACUGCCGAUGUCUUGACGCAGAUUGUGGUCAGGAAGCCAUCUUCGCCGCGGGACCGUGCUCAGGCGCAGGGUAGUUCGCGGUUGGUGGUAAGGUGUCCCACUUUUAUUCACAGAUUGGUGGCUCGCGCUAGGGUUGAGAAGGAUACUCCAGUCCCCCUGAUUGACCUUCGGCGUAGUUUUAUCUUUUGUAGUUUUACCGUCGUGUUUAAUACGUUUUUCUUUCUCUCGUUGUACCGGAGGCUGGAUGCUCUUUAUCCACCGGCCAGUGUAACCCGAUCUCAGGCAGUUGUGAAGGGGUUCCUAAGUUGGGUAGCAGCCAACGCGACAACGCCUUUAUAUUUCUCGUAUGUCGCGACAUUGAGCCAUUAUUUUAUUUACCACACGGGUCGUCACCGUCUUUGCGCAUCUGAGGGAGAUUACUUUGGGCGCUCAGUGGAGUUCCCAGUUUUUCGGGAAGGGGUGAGGCGGCAGAUACACCGGCAGCUGAGUGAAGACUGGCCUGAUACGAUCAAAUACGGCCUUAUCUUUUGGGGCGCAAACUGGCUGCCAAUGUUCUACUAUAUUCCUCCUCACUUUCGUUAUGUCUACAGUUCCUGCUUACAGGUGGCGUGGAGUGCCAUUAUGUCUCACGUGAUGCAUCGUCAAGUGGGUAGAAGCCAAGCUGGACGCGAACUAAAAAGUGUAGAAGCAUAA
Trypanosoma conorhini is the source of this 786-nucleotide messenger RNA. RefSeq lists its product as uncharacterized. Lineage: Eukaryota; Euglenozoa; Kinetoplastea; Trypanosomatida; Trypanosomatidae. The record is from RefSeq and is a predicted model, not a curated record. The coding region runs from base 1 to 786 and encodes 261 amino acids. Gene Ontology annotation, cellular component: membrane; cytoplasm. The transcript has a single exon.